Molecule: messenger RNA, 758 nt
Organism: Eutrema salsugineum
Lineage: Eukaryota; Viridiplantae; Streptophyta; Magnoliopsida; Brassicales; Brassicaceae
Product: MLP-like protein 31
Exons: 2
Coding region: 185-637 (150 amino acids)
Biological process (GO): defense response
Source: RefSeq, a predicted model, not a curated record
UUCUUGAAGAAUCGAUUCCCCAAUGGAGAGUCUUGAAUGUGAAUGCAACAAAACAACUAAUAAUAUAAUCUAGCGUAAAUGCUAGGCAUGGUACCGUAUUCGGAUACACCAGAUUCUUCAUCCAAAAGACUGCACUUAUAUAAGCAGAGCUACACAGACACCAAAGAUCAACAACAGAAAAGCGAUGGCUCAGAUGGCGAAAUCCAUGAUCGAAGUGGAGAUCAAUGUGUCAGCUGAUAAGAUUUUCCAAGCUAUUAAGGCUACUUCUCGGAGUGUACCGAAACUAUCUCCAGAGAAAAUACUUAGCGUGGAGGAGCAAUUUGGUGGCGACUGUAAAGGCACCAAGAACUGGACUUUGUCUGUUGAUGGAAAAGUGGAGAAGAUGAAGGAGAGAGUUGAGAUAGAUGAGGAGAACAAAUCAAUGACUGUGUUUGUGUACGAUGGAGAUGUAAUGGAGAAUUACAGUAGCUUCACAUGCAACCUUCAGAUUAUACCGAAGCUCCAUGGAAGAAGUGUAGCGAGAUGGAGUUGGGAAUACGAGAAGCUUCACUCAGAUUCUCCAGCUCCGAACAAGUAUAUGGAUUUCGCGGUCUAUCUCACUAAAGAUAUUGAGACUAAUCUUCUCAAAAAAACAUAAGAGGUCUAAUUAUAUUUGCUUUGUUUAUAAGUUAUAUAACAACGGUUGCUUCUCUUUUUGAGACAUGUGUGUAAUUUGUAUCUAUUAUGUCCUUGAAAUUGUUAUGAUGGGAUUGAUAUUA